CCAAUGACCCCGCGUGAGCCGGUUGGAGCACACCACAAGGAAGAGAAUGGAGGAAGUGCUAUGAAGGAAGGCAACUAAGCAAGAGUGAGAGGCAAGUAUAUAAAGACAGCGGACGACUUGGGUCGACAUAAUACUCCACCAUGAAGCUCCUGAUCCUUGCCUCAGUGUUGGUGGCUGCCGCCCACGCUGGUUCUUUAGGCUACAGCCUCCCAACCCCCGCUGGUCCAGCGUUCGCCGCUGGCGGUGGUGGAUUUGGAGACGAUUUGCUCCUCUCAGGUGGUGGGGCGAUUGGAGGCGGGUUCGUUGGUGGUGUUGGCGGCGGGCUCAUCGGCGGCGUUGGCGGUGGCUACGGUGGCGGCUGUGGUGGAGGAAAGAUCCUUCAUGUUGACGGAAGCUGUGUAACUCCUCUAGUCACCCGCAAUCUGUUUGUGUACAAAGCUCCACCUGUGGCUCCACUCGUAGGUCCAAAACCUUACAUUCCUCCACCUAAGGUUGAACAUAAUGUUAUUUUCAUCCAUGCCCCAGAAAGCGGACUAGGUGUAGAACCGAUCAUCGUGCCACCACCACAACAGAAGAACGUUGUUUACGUCCUCAACAAGCGGCCUGAAAUAGACCACAAGGUCGUCCACAUCCCACAACCUGAGCAACAUACUCCUCAAGUGUACUUCGUCAACUAUGCCGAAGGCGACAACCCGACUUUGCCAACCGGUGGUGACCUCAAGUCUGCUCUCAGCUCCGCCGCUCAUGGAGGCGGCCAGGUCGUUGGCGGUGCUUUUGGUGGUGGUUUGGGCGGUGAUUUCGGUGGAGGCUUGAGCGGCGGUUUUGUUGGCGGCUUUGGAGGUGGCAGUAGCUUUGUAGGUGAUGGUGCCUUUGGCAGCGCAGGUUUUAAAGUUGGAGGAGGUGGUGUGUCAGUGAGUACUCCAUCUAGCCUAUACGGUGUGCCGUAGACACACUACCAGUUGUGUUUUUAUAGACGUUUAUAAAGCAUAUUUGGUAAAAGAAAUAUUAUUUGUAUUGGUUGUGUUUUAACUAUGAAAUGUUAUUAUUUGUUCAAAAAUAUAUGUUUAUAUUAUCCACUGUGUUAUUUAAACCAGAAAAAAAGCCCUCUACUUCAAGCCAAAUAUUUAGAUCAUGUGAUCAACAAAACAAGAUAGACAAGUUUCUUAGUCAUGCAGUGGUUAUACAUAGUCACUUAGUCAUGCAGUGGUUAUUCAUAGUCACAAGAUGCAUACACCGAGAGGUAUAUAUCUCACUGUAUAUACACUAAGAGUUUAAUCUCUAUUUUUAGGGCGAAACCAUUUUUGACUGGAGGUGAACAGGUGGCAUACAGCAUUAAUGACGUCGUGUAGUCGAUUGACUUUAAACCCCCAUUACCCAACCAUUUACAGAUCUAGAUGAUCGGAAGAAAAUGGUGCACAAACCAAGAUAUAAAUACCUCUGUAGGAAAGAACUCUGACGCCGGUGAAGGGUACCUGAGAUAGGGAAUUUGAGCUACCCUCCGCUUCCUUGGAGUAAACCUGAAUGCCUCACGUACCUCAUUCUACAGGUGCUGCACGAACCCUGAGAGUUUAGUGACUCCAGAUAAACAUAAAAAUAAUAAUCGCUCAGCACGACAGUACUGUACCGUGUAUGGUUCUUCUUGAUUUUGUACACGGUACUGAACGUAAAUUAUCGAAAUUAAGCUGAUAAUAUUUGUAAGUCACGAGAAACAGGUUAAUAUUUAAAUGUAUUCAGUGUUAUUUUUCAGAGUAUCUUUGAGACAACACACAACCCAAAAAAAAAAAAAAAAAUGCCUGGUUAAUCAGGCCCUGAUCCACCGCGAGACUUGGUCUUAGACCGAGCCUCCGGGGCGUUGAUUCUUGAAACAC
Messenger RNA from Cherax quadricarinatus, 1868 nucleotides. RefSeq lists its product as uncharacterized. NCBI's taxonomy places the organism in Eukaryota, Metazoa, Arthropoda, Malacostraca, Decapoda, Parastacidae. The record is from RefSeq and is a predicted model, not a curated record.